CCGCCGUGGGCCGGAUGGACACGGUGGUCCGCACCCUGCUGGUGGAGGCUGAAGGAACGCCACAGAUGGUCGGUCACAACGCGCUGCUCUGUCCCGCAGAGGGGCCGGUGGAGAAGAACAUCUCCCUUCUGAUGCCCGAGAUGUUCGUGGCCGGAUCGGCCCGGGCCUCCGUCUCCGUUCUGGGUGACCUGAUGGGCCGGGCCAUGAAGAACCUGGACCGGCUGCUGGCCAUGCCGUACGGCUGCGGGGAGCAGAACAUGGUGCUGUUUGCUCCCAACAUCUUCAUCCUCGACUACCUGAAGAGCACGGCUCAGCUGACGGAGGACAUUCAGAACAGAGCGACGCGCUUCCUGCAGAGCGGAUAUCAGAGGGAGCUCACCUACAAGCAUGACGACGGCUCCUACAGCGCUUUUGGGAAGAGUGACGAGUCUGGAAACACCUGGUCAGUAAAGUCUAAAGGUGUUUAAAGUUUACAGAUAAAGACGUGAACACACGAAUAGAAACGAGUUUGAUUCACUGCAACAAAAACAAUCAAUUUAACACUUAAUCUAAUGUGACAUCUUUAGUAAUGAUGGAGCACGUUUCAUACCUUUAUAAAUUAGA
Messenger RNA from Anarrhichthys ocellatus (wolf-eel), 603 nucleotides. RefSeq names its product alpha-2-macroglobulin-like. Bases 15 to 467 code for a protein of 150 amino acids. Lineage: Eukaryota; Metazoa; Chordata; Actinopteri; Perciformes; Anarhichadidae. The transcript has 5 exons. The record is from RefSeq and is a predicted model, not a curated record.